Molecule: messenger RNA, 288 nt
Organism: Pyricularia grisea
Lineage: Eukaryota; Fungi; Ascomycota; Sordariomycetes; Magnaporthales; Pyriculariaceae
Exons: 3
Coding region: 1-288 (95 amino acids)
Source: RefSeq, a predicted model, not a curated record
AUGAUUGACACUCGCUGGGAUGUCGACAUCCGGCCUGGCGAAAAGAUCACGCUUAACGGCACCAUCGAGUCCGUUUAUGCGCAGCUUCUGGAGCUCAAACCCAACCAUGAGACCGAGAACGCCGACCAGAUCGCGGCCCGGCUUGCCCAACUCAAACAGGAGACGACGGCCUUUGAAAAGAACAAACUUGCCCGCCGUGACCACACUGAAUGUGGAAAUCCCCUGGUGGUUUUCCUUGGAUCGGCCAUGCUGCCAACAUCGUUCUCCAGGAGUGUAGGGACCGGCUAG